AUGGCUGCAGCUUCGGCAACAGUCGAGAAGAGUGGCAACAUGGACUUGCCGGAAGCGGACAAAGUGAAGAACAGCGAGCCCGAAGACAAGACAGCCGAGUCCAAGGAGAAGGACCUUUUGACAACCCCACCGGCAACGAAGCGACUUCGGCGCUUGGGGCCCAUGGACAGCGAUGUCACUUUCAUUGGUUUUGGAGGGGAGACCGAAGUCUGUCGUCUCUUGAGGUCUGGAAGGAAGGCCAUGCUUCAGAACAAAAGCACCGGCGAGUAUCUGUUGAUUGAUGGUUUCCAAGACCUUUUAGAAGCAGAUGCUACUCUGCGAGUGUCUGUUGAUGAUGGGGAGGAACCUGAAGUCAUAGAGAGGCCUCUCAUGCAUGUUUUUGACAUGCAUCUUCAGCGAGAGGGAGAGAGGAUGAACAUCGUGACCAAGCAUGGGAGCAUCACAAUGCACUUGGAAGACCUGGAGCAGGCCAAAGACACAGUGGCCUUGUCAGUUGAUCUGCCUGGUCACAACUCCAAGUGGGACAUGGAAGUGUACGUGUGGCACAAACCCCGAGGGUUGUGUCAAUCCUCGGUGUCCUUCUUGCUUCGCUGGUGUGUGGACUGUUUGGGAGGUGCUGCCAGAAGAAAUUUCAUUGGGUUUAGUGCCAAAGCGUGGCGAAACCUCUUGGCCAAGUACUACAGCCCACUAGUCCCAGAAGAGGGGAUUGAUGCCAAAGCAGCAGCCCAGGAGGACAUCGUGGAGUCCAGCUGGAGCCAGAAAUUCAAAGAACUUUCACAGAAGCAGGGAGAGUCGGAUAGCCAGGCCCAGGAUAGCCAAGCUCAGGAUAGCCAAGCUCAGGAUAGCCAAACCAGCUUGGGCGAGGAGACACGUGAGCUUGAGCAGCAGGACUGGUUCUGCAGCCCUUUCGCGAUGAUGGUGCUUUUGCUGGAAUGGUGCACAAGAGGGCCCCGAGCCAACAGCAGCUGGGUGCUGUCUGAUCCCGACAUGCGGAGUCGGGCCCGUGCCAUGCUGAAGGGUUUGUUUGUCGUUUUUUGUGAGCUCAGCUGGCAACAAAAAGGCAGUGCUGAAAAGGAUGGCCACGAGUUUGUUUUCCAGUUUCGGAAAGUGGAGGGAGAGGUUCUCGUGGACGUGAAGGCCUUGGCAAGGAGCUGUAAGUGUGCCCAGAGGUUUUUUGGCAGUGACCGUGCCGAGAUGGAAUUGGUUGAGCUGCUGAUGCUGCUUCGAAAAGCCGACAGCUACAAUGGCUCUUCACCUGAGCGACGACAGGCUUUCACAGCAUUGCAGAGUUUCAUCUUUGUGUGCGUCACAAACAUGAUCGAGGGCAGUCUGCGGACGAAAACUUGGACCUGCACAAAAGUGGAGCAGCUCAGCCAGCUGAGGUCAGCCAGGGGCUAUCGAAAGGUCUCCUUCGGCUUCAGGCAGGCUCUGAUUUCAACGACCGGGAACUGCAACGUGUCAGGUGUUGCUUCUGCCGCAGCCGGGCAAGAAAUCUUUGUCGAGGGGCAGAGAUCACGUCGUCAUGCACGGCCUGAGCAGUACCUGCUGCAGGACCGGUACAACUACAUGAAAGCCGGGAAGCAGCUCGUGAAAGAAGCUCCUGUUCUGGGGCUCACAGCUGAUGCCGUCAGUGUGGGUUCCGAUCACAUCCUGAAUGUCUUCCUGUGGGAGCCCAGCAAAGAGCAAGCGUAUCUGUGCCCACCUCAAGUGGAACGGCAGCUGAAGCUGAACGAGAACCUCUUCAAGAACAAGGCGGCCUUGUGGACAGCCAAGGCCACGGAGUUCGUGAAGGCCAGAGAGGACGAGGACCAAGAGACCCGAAGACUGCGGCUGAAACAGAAGACGCGAACCCAGGACAGACUGCCGACCAGGUUAUGGCUGCAGUGUGUCCAGAAUGCCUUGAGACUGAGUGGCCGCAACCUUCAGGAAUUCGUCGGGGAACCCUACGAUGACAAGGCCGCUGAAGUUCCCAGAGGCCCAACCUUCAAGCUCUUGGUGGUGACUACAGAUCAGGAAGCUCUCCAAAUCACAGGGUGCAAUUUUUUGAAGCAUAAGAAGGGCCUCGGUCUUCUGCACAUCUAUGACCCAAUGCAUCGACGACAGAACGAUGUCCUCCUAUCCAUGGCUGAUGCAGGCUUGUUGCGACGAGUCUGCAUGAACUUGUCCCUGUACAACAUUAAGUACGGGCCCUGGCUGAAAGGAGGAUGGUUUCGCAUGCUGCAAGAGACAGCACAUCAGCUGAGAGACAUGCCCCGGAACGACCCGCUUCUACUCAAGUUCUGGCCGGACAUACUCAAGGAUCGUGGUUUCUUGCUAGAGGACAGCCAGACGGGCCGCGACCACUUCUUGAAGACGCUGCGAAGCCAAGAAUUCUUGACAAGCAAAGGGCCGGUUGCAGCCACCACUAAGUUCAACAGCAUCGCCACUGCUCAUCGUCCCAUCGACUCACAUUGGUCCAGCCAAGCCUUCGUCAUGACUGCGACUUGCAUGGUGCAGGGUUGGGUACAAUUCGCCGAUCAGCUGUGGUGUCCCGAUGGUACAGUCGACAAGGAGGCCGAGGAGGGCCUCAGUCGAAGCAAGGCCAAGCGGCAAGCAAAGGAGAAGUUGGAGCAGCUUCGGAGUCGGGCUGUAAACUCCUUGCAUGCCAUGACCAAGUACAUGAACGACGACUGCAUCAAAAGCGAGAGCAGAAUCAUCGCUGCUGUUCUGGAGCCCGAGUCAGCAGCAGCAUCAAAAAUGCUGCAGGAAAUGCGAGGUUCCGGGAAGACCCUGGAGUACUUCGUUUCCUGGGCGCAUGGAGGGUGGCUGGACACAGCGAAAUCACAUCUGCAGCUCCUGACGGACACCCAUGCACUGGACAGGAUCGGGCUUUGUAUGGCCUGGGACAAAGACUGCCAGCCGGGAGAGGUGGACUGGGACCUAGCCAUGGCGACGAAAUUGUGGAAGUUCACUUUGAGCAUCUUCAAGUUUCGGGCUGGAAGCAACCUGUGGCACACCUGGGGCCCAGGAGCUUCUGCCGGCUUGCUGGGAGAGACUGAGGAGAAAGUGUGUUUCAGCUUGCAGUGGCAUCGGGAUCUCUUCGAUGCUGUGCUGGCAGUGAAAGAGAAUGGGUCCCAUGCUGCCCAGGCCCUCCUACAGCACAGCAUGUGCGAGGAAGUCUGGAUAAAGCACGUUUUCCACUGGCUUGCUCGAGCGAAUUUUCGAGAAGUGCCCGAGGGAUUGGACAGUUUGUUGCGAAAGGAGAGCUCCCUCAGCUGGGAUUGGCCUCCCGUGCCUGUCUUUCAGGCCCCUCCCAGUCUCUUCACGUACGUUUUCGAGAGUUCUCUUUGCGGAGUGCUUGUCAGUUCCCGGGAAGGGGCCCGAGUGCUCCUCUGGCUCGACAGCGACCGGCGGAGACAGGCAGAGGUGCCUGUUCAGGAUUAUGAGGCUCAUUUGGCUGCCUGCACUCGCAAGGUUAAUAAGACGGGCUAUUCUCGGUCUUGGGAUUUUCGGUUGAGGCCUUCUAUUGUGCUCUUUACCGGUGUAGUUAGGUCGCGAGGCAUGUUCCCACCAGUGCCCUCGCUCGUGCCUGUGAUCACUCCAGUGACGCCAACCGUUGCUGCAGUCACGAAGAUUGCGAUGAUUUCCCGGGUUCGUUUGGACGAUUCUUGGGGUGCUCACCUUGAGAGGAGGCUUAGUGCUGCCAUACAAAAGUGGGUUGCCUUAGUGGUUGAGGAUCCUUUAUCUUUUGACGUUGGUAGGCGGUGUGCUGCUUUCGUGGGAAAUGACGAGGCGAUUUCUCAGGGCCUUCUGCACACUUUUUCGGGCAAAUCGGCAGGUACCUUGCACAGCCGGGCUGGGCCUCUCAUCAGGUUUGUUGCCUGGGCCAAGGCUCGCCAGUGCAAGCCCCUACCCUUCAGCGAGGCGCUUUUGUAUCAUUUUCUGCUUGAAUCCGAGAGCACUUGUGCGCCGUCAUUCGGAAAGGCGUUGAUGUCUGCACUUGCAUUUUGCAAAUUUGUGCUGGGCGUUGAGAAUGUUUCUGAUGUUCUGAGCAGUGGUCGGUUUGGGGGCUUGGCUCGUUCGAUGUUCCUGAACAAAAGGAAGCGACGGCAGAAGCCACCCCUCACCGUCGAUAUGGUGAAGGCCCUUGAGAGAUUGGUGAUCUCCGAACGUGAAGGAGAUAUCGACAGGCUGUGUGCGGGGUUCUUCCUCGUUUGUGUUUACCUUCGAGCAAGGUAUAGCGAUGCCCAAGGUCUGAAGAAUCUUGCAAUCGACGAGCCUGAAGGUUUUGCUGGCCGCUUGACAGGAUAUUUUCAAGGGGAAGCUUCAAGGACAAAGACGAGUUUCUCGCUGGAAAGGAAGACGGCUCUGCUCCCGAUGGUUGGGCCACUUUUCGGCCUGACUGCAGUUCCUUGGUUUAAGACAUGGUUUGGUCUCCGCGAGGACAUGGGCAUUCCUGAAGGCGAGGACUUUCCUUUGCUGCCGAGUCGUGGGCUAGAAGGGGGUUGGGCUCCGGUCCCACCUUCAGCUACGGUGGCCGCUGCAUGGCUCCGGGGGAUUCUUAUCUCUAGAGGCUUCCCUGAGGUACGCAAGCUCGGGACUCACAGUUGCAAAUGCACAUGUCUUUCUUGGCUGUCGAAGCACGGAGUUGAUCCUCUGCAUCGGCGUGUUUUGGGGUAUCACAAGGCCCCGCAGGAUGAGAUGAUGCACGUUUAUGGGCGUGACAAUGUUUCUCCAGCCCUGAGGUCGCUGGAGGCUGUCAUCCAGGACAUCAGACAAGGCCUGUUUUUGCCGGAUGUCACUCGGUCGGGUUACUUCCCGACCCAGCCGCAGAGGGAGCCUGGGCCUGAGUUCGUUGAGGAGCCAUCGGAAUCCGAAGUUUCGCUCGAUGAAGAGGAUAAUGUGCAAGACUUGAGAGCGGAGGAAGCGGCCGCUGAUCAGGUUGUUAACCGGGGCACGCGGUUUUGGAGGGAAGUCAACCAUGACUUGAAAAUGUGGCUGUACGGACCAUUCGCCAUGGCCAUCACCGAGAGCAAGGCAAACUUUUCUUCCAGGGCGACGGCCUUGGGGUUGGCCGCUGACGCUUUGAAGAAGUUCACUGAUGCCGGCAUUGAUUGCAUGAGCAAGUUUGCCUUCAUUAGUGCGUUCGUGCCCGGCAACACUGACGAGUCACCUUUUACCGAUGCAGUUGCUGGGGUUUUGGGGCGCGCUGCUAAUUUGGCAGAGUUGAGCGUGCUGCGCAGGCUUCUUCAUGAGAGCUACAACCUCACUGUCUCAGAGCUUCAGGUGCAGGUUGAAAGAACGGAAGAUUCUGCUCCGAGGCGGUUGGCGGCUCCCGAUCGAGCCGAUAGGCUUCAGCGGCAACACAGGCUUGCUGGCUUGAACAUCCAUGGCCCUACUCUCCCGGGUCAUUCGGUCAUCGAUCGUUGCGUCCAGAUGUAUGAGGAUAAUUCUCUUUCAUACCUACCUUUGCAGUCUUGUCCCUGCCGGGAUGAUGAAGUGAAGUUCAAGAAGGACCGAGAUGACAAGAUGCUUGCUGUGGAUGGCACGGGGCACGUGUCUCUUAGGUCGCAGGCCGUGAAAGUGGAAGCCGACGUGUCCACUGACCUUUUGCUUAAGCAUGCACUUACACGUCGUGGGCUUGCGCUGGACCAAGCUGGCAUUCUGAGCUUUGCGGAGCAUGAGCGUUGGUCUGAGGCGUUGUUUCAGGCUCGAUUUCGAGAUCCGCCAGACCAGUAUGCCCGUGUCACGCUCCAGCAACUCAUCCAGGCGAGGCGGACAGGCUCUGAGGCGCAGGUCCACGUGACUGAUGAUAAAGAUGUAGCACAGCUUGGUGAGGAGCUUGUGCUCUCUUCUUCCGAUGAUGAGAUCCCUGAAGGGGAGUCAUCACCGAAACACGUCCCGUGCUCGGCCUCAGUUCCGCCUCAGCCGCUUUCCGACAAUCCCGAAGCUUUUGCGUCUCAGCUGCUCGAGAAGCCGUGGCUUGAGGCGAGCGAUGUUUUGCAGCUUUUUGAGAUGUUGCCAAUGGCCGCGCCCCAGCGUGGAACUGAGGGCAAGGCUUUUGCUACCGGAGCGUUCGCUCGAGUCAAGGUCAAUGGCCAGCAGCAGAAGGGAGUUCUCUUGCCCGUGGGAGCCGGGCCCGUGCUCUUUGAUGCACGUCGUGCUCUGCAUCUCACUGAGCCUUGGAAAGGCCGCCGUGUGGUCUUAGUGGCCUUUUCUAUAGGUGCAUUUUCAAGGCUGUCCAGUGAGGCUUCUGAACGCUUGUCUGCCCUGCAGUUUAACUUGCCAAACCAGCCCGAUGCUGCUGCGUUCCAAGAGCGCCCGCAAUUGCCGGUGCGUCUUCCCUGGCCGCCUCGAUUGCCCCUCCUUGCAUCUGCGCCUUCGGUUCCCGACAUUCCUAAGCCGGCUGCUGGAGAGCCCUUGUUCUUGGAGCUAUGUGCUGGUACUGCCAUGUUGUCGCGCUGCUUUCAUGAGGUCGGCGUCCCGGUCAUGCCCAUUGACCACCAGCACAAUCGGCACCUUCCGUUGGCUAAGGUGUGUAACCUCAGCCUCACUGAGGAUUCGACCUGGGACUUCCUACGACACUUGAUUGACACUUGCGACAUCCUGUUUGUGCAUGCCGCUCCCCCGUGCGGCACAUGCUCUAUGGCCCGGCAUAUCCGGCGCAAGGGUGUGUCUGCUGGCCCCCUUCGUUCCAAGCAGUUCCCUAUGGGCUUGCCGUCCCUGAACGGAGUCGACCGGGCAAAGGUCGAGGCGGCAAACCAGAUUUGCACUAAGCUGGGUCGUUUCCUGCAGGACUUGGGUCGUCGUGCCAUUCCUUGGUCUGUCGAGAAUCCUGAGUCGAGUAUGCUCUGGCAGCUGCCGUGUUUUCAGCCCUUGGUGCAGGACAACCAUGUCUUCUCCUUUGACAUGAGUUGUUACGGGGGGUCCCGCCUGACCCACAGGUCUUUGCUCACUUCGUGCUUUGGGCUUCGCCAUUUUCGCCAGCGGUGUUCCGGGGGACAUGAACAUUUGCCGUGGAGACCAAAGGUUGCCCCAGGUGGAAAGGUGCACUUCCCUACGGCAGACGAAGCGGCAUAUCCGCGUCCGUUCUGCGUGCAAUUUGUGGCGCUCGUUUUCCGCCACCUUGGGCGGCCCCUGCCUGCCACGCCUGCCCCUCAGGUGUCAGCCCAGGCGUCUGCCUCUUCAGCUCGCCAGCCCCGUGGGCGCCGUAUCCCUCCUGUCAUGCCUGAGUUCAAGCGUGUGCUCGUGUAUCAGGUUGCUGCGUUGCCCCAGGUGGAUCACAAGCGUCGCUUGCUGCAACCUUUGCGGGAUGCCCCGGCGGGCUCCAAGCUUAUCUCCUCGACGUCUUUGCUCUCUGAAGUGGGGUUGAGUAGUGCCUCGGAGACAACGGUUCAGGCGGUUGCCGAGCUAGUUGAUUCGAGCUCGUCUGAGUCAGGUGACACUGCGUCUCCUGUGGGCCCGGAUGACCAGGCCAGCACGUGCUUUGAAGUGUCGCUGGGUGUGUAUGCUUCCCCCGAAGAAUUUGUGGAUGAAUGCCUGAACGUAGAGCACCCCUUUGAUCAGCUGCAUGCUGUGCCCGAUGUGCUCAAACAGUGCCUUUUUGACAUGCUGACCAAGGGGCCUGCUUGGGUCGUGGAUCGUAGGGCAAAGCUACUCAAGAAGUGGACCCAGUGGGCUCGCGACCUUGAGGCCGAGGAAGCAGGCCUUCGCAAGUCGUUAGACCCUGAGGUUGCAAAGGUGUUGCAAGGUAAAAGGCUCCUGCUUCUUGAGAAGAUUGCGUCGUCAAUCGGCUGGGUUGACAUGGGCGUUUUUGCUGAGCUUAGGAAGGGCUUUGAUUUGGUGGGGCAUGCAAAGCACACGGGAGUUUUCGCGCUUGAGCCCAGGCCUCCGAAGCUUCCUAAGGAUGACUUUCUUGCUGCCACAAAAUUUCUUAGGCCAGCCCUGCUGGGUAAGGUAAAAUCGUCGUCCAUGGAUCGUAAUGCACGUGAGCUGUGGGAAAAGACGAUGCAGGAGGUGGAGAGUGGUAUGUUGGAGGGACCUCUGUCGUCGCAGCAGCUGGAUGAUAGGCAUCCCUCUGGCUGGUUGCCCACUCGGCGUUUCGGGGUGGAACAGAUUUCUGCUGCCGGGCGCAAGCUGCGGCCUGUUGAUGAUUUCACCGAGAACAAGGUGAAUCUUGCUUUUGGGUCUAUGGAUAAGCUGGACUUGAAUGCGCUUGAUCAACUUAUCUGCACCUGCCGCAUUUGGGCAAGGGCCAUGUGUGGGGGGCAUGAUUGUGAGCUCGUGCUUUCCUCGGGGCUUGUGCUAAAGGGCCGUGUGCAUCCUGGUUGGAAGAAGGCAGGGCAUCAGCCGCUUCUGACCACACUUGAUCUUCGAGCUGCUUACAAGCAGUUCGCAGUGUCAGCCGACUCGCGAGCUUGGGCAGUUAUCGCUUUGCUUAACCCUGAUACGCUGGUGCCGGGCCUUUUCGAGUCGAAGGCGUUGCCUUUUGGCAGCGCGGCCUCGGUGCUGCAUUUCAACCGCCUCUCGAGAUUGUUGUGGAGGUUGGGGGUUGAGCUUUUGAUCCCAUGGGGAAACUUUUUCGACGACUUCCCUGCAAUGUCACCGAGUGCCAUUUCAGACAAUACCAUGAGUACAAUGACUGCCUUGUGUUCCCUUCUCGGGUUCGCCUUUGCUGACGACAAGCUCAGCCCCUUCCAGCCUGCUGCCACCAUGUUGGGGGUUGAGGUCGAUUGUUCAAGGUGUGUUGAGGGUUUGGUGCUCGUAAGGAACAAGCCUGGUCGUGCUGAGGAACUCGUGGUGUCUCUUGAAGAGUUUCUGCGCGAGGGAGUGAUCUCUCGAAAGCGUUACCUCAGUCUCAUGGGUCGACUCCACUACACUGAUUCGUACAUACUUGGUAAGUCGGGCCGUUUGAUCAUGGCGGACAUUCGCUCGUGGGCAAGAGGGCAUUGUUCCGAUGAGUUGGUCUUGGACGAUGCAGCACGGGAAUCGCUGCGUCUGUUCAUUGCGCGUCUCCGUGCUUGUGAGCCUCGCCAGGUGCCUUGUGGAGUGGCGAGCCACGUUGUGCACGUCUUCACGGAUGGCGCCAGCGAGGGUGAGGUGCACUCGAUUGGUGGGGUCCUUGUAGUGCAAGGACGGCUGCAUUCUUGCUUUGGGUCUCUUGUUCCCGAUCAUUUGAUCAGCAAAUGGACUUCCACGAUGCGACACAUUAUCGGGCCGGUUGAAUCAUAUCCUAAGGAGAGUUUGGCACCAGUUCAUUGCUUCGCAGCGCGCUUUGUUUUUCAUCGAUAA
Molecule: messenger RNA, 9270 nt
Organism: Symbiodinium natans
Lineage: Eukaryota; Dinophyceae; Suessiales; Symbiodiniaceae
Source: the annotation of a GenBank genome assembly